Molecule: messenger RNA, 3670 nt
Organism: Lontra canadensis (Northern American river otter)
Lineage: Eukaryota; Metazoa; Chordata; Mammalia; Carnivora; Mustelidae
Gene: USP36
Product: ubiquitin specific peptidase 36
Exons: 20
Coding region: 306-3632 (1108 amino acids)
Biological process (GO): regulation of apoptotic process; protein deubiquitination
Cellular component (GO): cytosol; nucleus
Molecular function (GO): cysteine-type endopeptidase activity; cysteine-type deubiquitinase activity
Source: RefSeq, a predicted model, not a curated record
CGCCAGUCGCGGCGCCUUUAAGCGUCGCUGUGACACGUGUGUGAGGCGCCCGAGGCCCGGAUGGUGCGUGUGCGGGGCCCGGGCCGAGUAGACGCCAGCGCCGCGGGCCUGCAGCCGGGCCCGCCGAGGGCCGGAUUCUGACGCCUCUUCGGGACAACAGACUUGCAGCUUUGGUGAUUUCAUGGGGCGCAGCCAAGGAGCUCAUGAACCGGAGGGUCCUGCCCUGUGCCUGCCCAGUCUGGCCGGAACCUGACCCCAUGCUGCAGCCCCAACACGCCCGAGGUCAGCCGUCCCAGUGAUGCACCAUGCCCAUAGUCGAUAAGCUGAAGGAAGCCCUGAAACCCGGCCGCAAGGACUCGGCCGACGAUGGGGAGCUGGGGAAGCUUCUGGCCUCCUCUGCCAAGAAGGUCCUUUUACAGAAGAUCGAGUUCGAGCCAGCCAGCAAGAGUUUCUCCUAUCAGCUGGAGUCCUUAAAGAGCAAAUAUGUCUUGCUGAACCCUAAAACGGAGGGAGCGAGUCGCCACAGGAGUGCAGACGAGCCACAGGCCAGGAGACAGGGCAGCGAGCACGCCUACGAGAGCAGCGGUGAUGGCGUCCCCGCCCCGCAGAAAGUGCUCUUCCCCACGGAGCGGCUGUCGCUGAAGUGGGAGCGGGUUUACCGCGUGGGAGCGGGACUUCACAACCUCGGCAACACCUGCUUCCUGAAUUCGACCCUCCAGUGCUUGACCUACACCCCGCCUCUGGCCAGCUACCUGCUCUCCAAGGAGCAUACUCGCAACUGUCACCAAGGCAGCUUCUGCAUGCUGUGCCUCAUGCAGAACCACAUGGUCCAGGCCUUCGCCAACAGCGGCAACGCCAUCAAGCCCGUCUCCUUCAUCCGAGAUCUGAAAAAAAUCGCUCGGCACUUCCGCUUUGGGAACCAAGAGGACGCACACGAGUUCCUCCGGUAUAUCGUGGACGCCAUGCAGAAGGCCUGUUUGAACGGCUGCGCCAAGUUGGAUCGUCAAACACAGGCGACUACUUUGGUCCAUCAAAUUUUUGGAGGCUAUCUCCGAUCCCGUGUGAAGUGCUCGGUGUGCAAGAGCGUCUCGGACACGUACGACCCCUACCUGGAUGUCGCACUGGAGAUCCGGCAAGCCGCUAACAUCGUGCGCGCUCUGGAACUCUUCGUGAAGCCAGAUGUCCUGAGUGGAGAGAACGCCUAUAUGUGCGCCAAGUGCAAGAAGAAGGUCCCAGCCAGCAAGCGCUUCACCAUCCACAGGACAUCCAACGUCUUAACCCUCUCGCUCAAGCGCUUUGCCAACUUCAGUGGGGGGAAGAUCACGAAGGAUGUGGGCUAUCCAGAGUUCCUGAACAUCCGUCCGUAUAUGUCCCAGAGCAGUGGAGAGCCUGUCAUGUACGGGCUGUAUGCGGUCCUGGUCCACUCAGGCUACAGCUGCCACGCCGGCCACUACUAUUGCUAUGUGAAGGCAAGCAGCGGACAGUGGUACCAGAUGAACGAUUCCUUGGUGCAUUCCAGCAACAUCAAGGUGGUUCUGAACCAGCAGGCCUACGUGCUCUUCUAUCUGCGAAUUCCAGGCUCGAAGAAGAGUCCUGAUGGCUCCUUCCCCAGGACUAUCUCCUCCCCUCCCGGCCGUCCAGGUGUGGGUCCCGACCAUUUGAAGAAGAACGUUGGCAAUGGGAGCGUUGGCUCCCCGCUGACUGGAAAGCGACCGGACUCGCUGCCGACGAAGAAGCCGCCGGCCCCCGAGGAGGUUGGUGUGCCCGUUUCCAGAAACGGCUCCGUGUCGAGUCUGAAGUCUCAGAAUGGAUACGUUCCUCUGAAGCUGUCCGUGGGGGCCCCUUCCCCCCGACUCUCCAAAACACCCCCCCCAACACCAACCUCUCCGGAUGAGGCUGGAAAGAAAGUCAAGAAAUCGACUCCCCUGCGUCCCCUCUCCCCGUCACGCAAAGCUGCUCAGGGGUUCCACGGGACCAGCAGCGGGAACGGCAGCAGGAGCCAGAGCCCCAGGCAGGGCUCCUGGGACGGCAGGGCUGCCGCCCUCUCUACCUCACCGAGGCUCCCGGCCGGAGUGACUGCCAACGGGCACGGGCCCAGGGCGGGCGGCGAGAACCGCGAGCUCCACGGGAGGGGCUCUUGCAGCUCCAGCCCGGGCCGCUGUGCCAACAGCGACCCCGCCAAGGGCCCCCAAGCACCCGAGAGCGGAGCUACCCGCUUGGGGGAUUCUCAGGGAACACACAGAGCACUGCCGGACGGAGACGACUCCAGAGUGGCUAAGCCCAAGGCCCCUGUCCUGAGCAGCACCACCGCCGAGGCCGCAAACAGCAUGUCUCCUCCACCCGCCAAAAAACUGGCCCUUUCUGCCAAGAAGGCCAGCACCCUGCGGAGGGCAGCCGGCAAUGACCUCCGUCCGCCCCUCUCUCCACUGUCCGACCUCACCUACCCCAGGAAAACCACUCACCCCGUCGCCGCCGCCUCCUGGCCCGUCUGUGCAAUCAGGGCGCUUUCACCUGCUCCCAGACCAUCCAGCCACCUGAAGCUCCCCGUCGGUCCCCACUCCGUGUCACUGUCCAGUAGCCCCCAACCUCUCGGGACGUCAGACCCACAGAGCUGCUCCUCUGCCUCUGCUCCCCCACCUCAGGCCAAUGGGGGCUUCCAGGCCCCUUCACACCAGCUGCCAGAGGCCAGCAAGUCCCCCCGGGGCCUCUGUAAGAAGAGGAAGAGGAACCGCAGGGGAGAGAGCCAGGGGCAGGACUCAGAGAUGUGCACAGCCACGACAGCCUCUCCGGGGAAGAGGAGAAGGAGGAAGAGGAAGCGCACGGAGGCCCUGGACGCCUCCCCCCUGCAGGAGGGGCAGAGGCAGCCCCAGAGCGUUGAGCGCGGGAAGGAGGCCCGGGCAGAGGUGCCCACUGACAGACUAGAGGACGAGGGCGGACGGCUGCCGGACAAUGGCCGGCAGGUGGGAAGCGUGACUGACGGCCACCCCGUGAGCAGCAAGAAGCGGCGACGGAAGGGCACGGAGGGCCUCGGUGCGGGAGACGGCCUCCAGCGGGACCCGCCGUGGCACAGGAGCUGCUCUCCCUCGGACGUCAUCGAACUGGAGGCCACUGUAGCGUCUCCAAGGAAAAAGAAAAAGAAAAAAAGACAGCAGGAGUCAUGGCAGGAAGUAGAAGAGAAUGAGCAUCCUGAAGCCGGCAGGGGCGAGAGGCAGAGGGACUCUGCUCUCCCUGGUAGCCCGCCCUCCCCACCUCCGAACGGCAGGCGUCCCGGGAGCGGAGCCGGGCAGGCCCCGGCUCCCCUUGGGUCCUGGGACAGAGAGCGGGAGUCCGACGUGCUCCGGGAGCUGCUCAAGUAUUCGUCCGAUAAAGCUUACGGGAGGAAAGUGUUGACGUGGGGCGGCGAGGUGUCGGCCAUCAGUCAGGAUGCCAUUCAGGACAGCGCGUGGGCCCGCACAGCCACGGUCACCGAUGACUGGGACGAAGAGUUCGAUCGAGGGAAGGAAAAGAAAGUGAAAAAGUUCAAAAGAGAGAAGAAAAGAACCUACAACGCCUUCCAGAAACUUCAGAGCAGACGGAACUUUUGGUCUGUGACUCACCCGGCCAAGGCUACCAGCCUCAGCUACCGCCGCUGACGUGGCUGUUGUCGAGGUGGGUUAGUGCGGGGGAGGGG